Gadus macrocephalus (Pacific cod) is the source of this 1880-nucleotide messenger RNA. RefSeq names its product potassium-transporting ATPase alpha chain 1-like. Gene Ontology annotation, biological process: potassium ion import across plasma membrane; proton transmembrane transport; intracellular potassium ion homeostasis. Gene Ontology annotation, cellular component: membrane. Lineage: Eukaryota; Metazoa; Chordata; Actinopteri; Gadiformes; Gadidae. Gene Ontology annotation, molecular function: P-type sodium:potassium-exchanging transporter activity; ATP hydrolysis activity; ATP binding. Bases 18 to 1250 code for a protein of 410 amino acids. The transcript is spliced from 11 exons. The record is from RefSeq and is a predicted model, not a curated record.
CAGGAAUCAGGGUUGUCAUGGUGACAGGGGAUCAUCCAAUCACAGCGAGGGCCAUAGCAGCCAAUGUUGGCAUCAUUUCAGAAGGCAGUGAGACCGUGGAGGACAUCGCCAUCCGGAAACGUAUCCCUGUGGAACAAGUGAACAAGAGUGAUGCCCGUGCGUGUGUGAUCAACGGAGGCCAACUAAAGGACAUGAGCAGCGAGGACCUGGACGAGGCGCUGCGUAGCCACCCUGAGAUGGUGUUCGCCAGGACCUCCCCGCAGCAGAAACUUAUCAUCGUGGAGAGCUGUCAACGACUGGGCUCCAUCGUCGCGGUGACGGGGGACGGAGUGAACGAUUCCCCCGCCCUGAAGAAGGCCGACAUCGGCAUUGCCAUGGGGAUUGCUGGGUCGGACGCCGCCAAGAAUGCUGCCGACAUGAUCCUGUUGGACGACAACUUUGCCUCCAUCGUCACCGGAGUGGAGCAGGGCCGCCUCAUUUUUGACAACCUGAAGAAGUCCAUCGCCUACACACUGACCAAGAACAUCCCAGAGCUCACGCCCUAUCUGAUCUACAUCACCGUCAGCGUGCCACUUCCUCUGGGCUGCAUCACCAUCCUGUUCAUCGAGCUUGCCACCGACAUCUACCCUUCAGUCUCGCUGGCCUAUGAGAAGGCAGAGAGUGACAUCAUGAACCUGAAGCCCAGGAACCCUCGGCGGGACAGGCUGGUGAACGAGGCUCUGGCCGCCUACUCCUAUUUCCAGAUCGGUGCUAUUCAGUCCUUUGCAGGCUUCACAGACUACUUUUCUGCCAUGGCCCAGGAGGGCUGGUACCCACUGAUGUGUGUGGGCCUCCGUGCUCAUUGGGAGAAUGUUCACCUGCAAGACAUGCAGGACAGCUAUGGACAGGAAUGGACGUUUGGUCAGAGGCUGUACCAGCAGUACACGUGCUACACCGUGUUCUUCGUCAGCAUAGAAAUCUGCCAGAUCUCCGACGUGCUCAUCAGGAAGACCCGCCGUCUCUCCGUCUUCCAGCAGGGGUUCUUCAGGAACAAAGUCCUGGUCUCUGCCAUCGUCUUCCAGCUGUUACUGGGUAACCUUCUAUGUUACUGUCCAGGAAUGCCCAACAUCUUCAACUUCAUGCCCAUCAGGGUCCAAUGGUGGUUCGUCCCAGUUCCCUAUGGAAUACUCAUCUUUGUGUAUGACGAGAUCAGAAAGUUAGGUGUCCGGAGAAAUCCAGGAAGUUGGUGGGAUAAAGAGUUAUACUACUGAGAUGGAAGCUGUUCAACUCAUCAUUCCUCUAAACCAAAUGUAUCUUCCCAAGCAUCCAAUAAUGUUUUGCCUCUUAUCCAAACCCUUCUUUAAAAUGUGUGUUAACGACAAACUAUAUCAACUUGCAUACAUUCCCAAGUCUCUCUUGGAAUGGUACUUGUAAUGAGAACUAAGAUCCCUGGAAUUCAUACUCAAUGUGUUCCAUGUGUGCUAUUAAAUCAAUGUUUUUAACAACUUUUUCUCGUCAUUUAUUGAGCUCAUGCAUGAAAGACCUUUCUUUAACUUUCAAUACACUGUCCUUCCCUGACAUUUAUUAUGAUGAUAAAUACUGCUUACAAAAGACUGAGGCACUAUGACUUCAUACUAACUAUUUAGGAGCAGAUGUGAAAAUCAUGAAUGAAUUACUUAAUUUUCAUUUCAAAAAGUACAUUUGUAAUAGUUGACAAUCAUCCUCCUCCGUUUCCUUUGGUCUUUCUCUUUGCUGGAUGUGAUUUAAAGCACAAAGAAAAGGUCUCUGCUUUUUUUCAUGAAUCCCUUUUCUGCUUUUCAAGGUAUUUUACUUCAACGCCUCACUGAAGUAAAUGAUCAGCCAAAGAUCAUCAAGUAUCCAAUCCUAAAAAUAAAUCAAGC